AUGGCAGAUACAUCAGGAGAAUGGGUGUCGGGAGUUGAAGGGAACUUUAAGCUUCACACGGCCGUUGUUCAAGCUAUGCCCAGUGAUACGAGAGCAGUCUCUGCGGAUUCUUGGGGUGCCUCUGCCUGGACAAAGACGGCCAAAGUCUCGGUUACGUUAUCGGAUGGAACUCCAAAAAACUAUUUUCUCAAGUGUGCUACGGGACGAGAAGCACGCCCGUUGACAGAAGGCGAAUAUCAUUCAGCAACCGCCAUACAUUCAGUAGUCCCCGGAUUUGUUCCAAAGCCAUGUGGAUGGGGCCAGUACCAGGAUGAUAAGUCACAGGUAUAUUUCUUUCUUGGAGAUUACCAUAACAUGGAUGUCCGAAUGGCGCCAGAGCCAGAAGGCUUUGCGGCUAAAGUUGCCGAGCUUCAUACCAAGGGCAAGUCUCCUACGGGUAUGUUUGGCUUCUUUGUUCCCACCGUGUGUGGAAUUUUUGAGCGAACCGUCAAGUGGGAAACGAGCUGGGCCAAGUGCUUUGCCAAUCAGCUUCAGGAUGUCAUCAAGUAUGAUAAUGAGACGAACGGGAUAUGGCCCGAGUUUGACGCCGCCUGUAAGCGAGUCAUCAAUGCUGUUAUUCCGCGGCUCCUGGGAGCUCUACAAUCUGACGGUCGGUCUAUCGAGCCUGUCUUGAUCCACGGCGACUUGUGGGAGCAGAAUGUUGGGCUCGAUAUGGAGACCAUCGCCUUCGAUCCCGGAUGCACCUAUGCCCACAAUGAAAUGGAAUUUGGAACGUGGAGGUGCUCCUGGGCGCACCAGUUCAAAGCCCCAAUCUACAUGCGAUUCUAUCAUCGACAUAUUCAACCGUCAGACCCAGUGACCGAAUGGGAUGAUCGGAAUAGACUUUACAGUCUCCAUCCGUACCUCAAUGAUUCUGCUGGACAUCCGGGAAGUAUGUCAAGAUCGAUGUGA
Messenger RNA from Penicillium canariense, 951 nucleotides. RefSeq lists its product as uncharacterized. The record is from RefSeq and is a predicted model, not a curated record. NCBI's taxonomy places the organism in Eukaryota, Fungi, Ascomycota, Eurotiomycetes, Eurotiales, Aspergillaceae. Bases 1 to 951 code for a protein of 316 amino acids. The transcript has 3 exons.